Messenger RNA from Misgurnus anguillicaudatus (oriental weatherfish), 1325 nucleotides. The record is from RefSeq and is a predicted model, not a curated record. NCBI's taxonomy places the organism in Eukaryota, Metazoa, Chordata, Actinopteri, Cypriniformes, Cobitidae.
GACAAUAAAGGCAAUCAAAUCAAAUCAAAUCUCAUGGACCUCAUCUUUAUCUUCUUAUUUGAUUAUUUGCUGUAUUUUACUGUGACUGUUGACACACAUUAAUAAGAUCAACACAGUCAUAACAGACCACAGGUGGAAAAUAUACAAAUAAGAAGGAUAUGAAAAUUAGACCGUGUUAAAAAUACACAAAUGAUGGGAGGUGUUGAAGAGCAGAUAUAAUAUAAUGACAUCUAGACAGAGAAACAACAGAUUCAGAAGAGAAACACACAACAUCAAAAAAAUGGAUGAAUCUCUAUAUUUCAGACUUCUUGUCAUUGCUCUCUGUUCAGUAUCUGAAUGCAGUCAGCGCCGGUAUCAUCAUAUAAACAUCAAUAUGACCUGGACUGAAGCUCAGAGAUACUGCAGAGAAAACUACACAGAUCUGGCCACAGUCAACAACAUGAAUGACAUGAAUGAACUGAUGAGUCAAGUAAAUAAAAGUGGUGUGAACAACAAUGAUCUGAGAGUCUGGAUUGGACUGAAGAAUACAAGUGUUUAUAAAUGGAAGUGGUCUAUGGGUCACACUGUGAACUAUACCAACUGGGAUAAUGGACAUCCACAUGAUGAAAAUAAAUGUGCUUAUAUGAAAAAUGGAAAAUGGCGUCAUGAGGACUGUAAAGAAAACCAAAACAAAAAGAGUUUCAUCUGCUACAACGGUGACAAAGAAUACAUCUAUAACACAACAAAAACAACAUGGAGAGACGCUCAGAGGUCCUGUAGAGAGAAUCAGACUGAUCUGACCAGUGUGAGGAAUGAAACUGAGAAUGAACAGAUUCAGACAAAAAUUAAUAAUGAUGAUGAAGUCUGGAUUGGUCUGUUCAGUGAUUCAUGGGAGUGGUCAGAUAACAGUGACUCCACCUUCAGAUACUGGAAGUCUGAUAAUCUGAUAUUGAUCAAUGAGACGAUGAGUUGGUCUGAAGCUCUGGUUUACUGCAGACAGCAUCAUGUGGAUCUGGUUUCAGUUGUUUCAGAGAAGAUUCAGCGCUGGUUGAAAGAGGUGAUUGUAAACGCCUCUACUGCGUCUGUAUGGAUGGGGUUACGUCACUCCUGUAGUGUGGGGAUUUGGUUCUGGGUGAAUGGAGAGCCGGUGUGCUAUCAGAAUUGGGCUCCAGGGAACGAGACAUCAGUAGAGGACUGUGAUCCUAAAGUGAGAUCUGGAGCUGUUCAGCGUGAUGGAGGUCAUCAGUGGAUCAGUCAUCCUGAUACUGACAAACUCAACUUCAUCUGCAUCACACAUGAUUCAGAAUGAUAUGAUAUAUGUUUGUGUUCAUCACUUUCUCUUUAUA